AUGGAUGAUGCUACAGUCUUAAGAAAACACGGUUAUGUUUUGGGUAGACGUUUAGGUGAAGGAUCUUACGGCAAAGUGAAGUCUGCAUACUCUGAGCAACUCAAAACAGAUGUAGCAGUGAAGAUAAUAGAUAAAAAGAAAGUAUCUGUUAAAGUUUUGAAGAAAUUCCUUCCAAGAGAACUUGAGAUAUUGAGGGUAGUGAAUCAUAAAAAUAUUGUGAAGACUUACAGGACGUUUGUGAAUUCAAAUGGAAAGAUUUACAUUGUAAUGGAGCUUGCGAUUCAUGGGAAUUUAAGAGAGUAUAUUAAAUUCACAGGGUCACUAUUAGAAAAUGUAGCCCAAAAAAUGUUUCAUCAGUUAACAAUGGCCAUAAAGUACUGCCAUGACAUUAACAUUGUACACAGAGACCUGAAGUGUGAAAACCUUCUUUUAGACAUUAAUUACAACAUCAAGCUAUCAGACUUUGGGCUUUCAAGGUACUGUGUUUGUGAUGAGAAAGGGACUGCCUUCCUGUGUGAAACAUUUUGUGGUACCGCUUCUUACACAGCACCAGAAGUGUUACAACAUAUACCUUACCAACCGAAGACCUCUGACAUCUGGAGCAUGGGAAUUAUUCUUUUUGUUAUGGUCUGCGGCUAUAAACCAUACGAUGCUUCAAACAUCAGACAGAUGAUACGUGCUCAGAAGGCACACAACAUAUUCUUUCCAGGUCAUAAAUGUUUGACUCCAGAGUGUAAAGAGUUAGUCUUCUGUAUACUUCACCCAGAUGCGAUGAAACGGCUAACUGUUGAGGAGAUCCUGUCUCACCCUUGGAUGCAGCCUACAAAGCCUGAAGGUACAGGUGACAAAAAUAAAGAUGGUGAAUGCUGUCAAACAGAGCCCCUGCAGAAGGAGCAACCAAAAACUACUUCAAGAUUAGACACCAAGAAUGCACCUCAGUCACAAGAUAAAGCUGAAGGAGAAAAGAUUGAAGCAAAGUCAGAAGCAGCUCAUGUCAGGGCUGAUGCAGAAGAAAUUACGGAAGGAAGAAGAGGCACAAUUUAA
Protopterus annectens (West African lungfish) is the source of this 1044-nucleotide messenger RNA. Its product is annotated as testis-specific serine/threonine-protein kinase 1-like. Gene Ontology annotation, cellular component: cytoplasm; nucleus; site of double-strand break. The transcript has a single exon. Bases 1 to 1044 code for a protein of 347 amino acids. NCBI's taxonomy places the organism in Eukaryota, Metazoa, Chordata, Ceratodontiformes, Protopteridae. Gene Ontology annotation, biological process: mitotic G2 DNA damage checkpoint signaling; protein phosphorylation. The record is from RefSeq and is a predicted model, not a curated record. Gene Ontology annotation, molecular function: protein kinase activity; ATP binding.